UGCAUUUGAUCAUAUAAUUCCAUAACUUUUAUAGGAAUACUUAAAUUAUUUGCUUGGAAAACUAGUUUUGGUGGCCAGCACUGUACAUGUCUCCAUUUGAUUCUAUUCCCAAUUAAAACAAAAAAUACAAUAAAAAUAACAGUGUUGCUUCUGGUAAAAUUACUUGAUUAAAAUGGAUGCAAUCAUUUCAUUACAAAAGUCAAUUAAUAUUAUUCAAUUGUAAAAAAUAAUAAUAAUACUAUUAAUAAAAAAAAUGUGAUGCAGUUCUAAUUUAAAAUUCUAGUAUAAAAUUUGUAGUACCCCAUCCUGACCACAAGACGAUGCUAUGAAAAUGUUUAAAAUAAAUGGUCAUUGAUUAGCAGAACAUACGGGGCGUGAGAAAGCGUGAAGACGUGGCGAUUGUGUGGAUGGUAGAGGAGUUAUCAUCGGCCGUCUUUCUCUAUGUACUUUAAUAGACGUUUUCUAAGUGGUACCAGAAGAGGGCAGUAAUGUGACAUUGGGGAUGGUGACUACCGUAACACCUCGAAGAAGAAGAACAACAACAACGGGGAAAGAGAAGAAGAAGAAUUAUGCCGCGAGUUUUGUUUUCCAGUUAUCUGUUAUCAAAACAUAGACCGCAUUUAACGAACUGUCACCUUUAAGUAUAUAGGUGUAUAGUGUAAAACAUAUAUGUUACAAACGGUGUCUCGUUUUGACUGUCAUUUUUAUUUUGUCAUUUUUUUUUUUUGCCUCACUCAUUAGAGCAGUGGUCGAUGUAAAUACCGUUGUUUUCCGGUGGCAGUUAAGCAAAAGUUAAUCUAAAAAGAAAAUGUCGACUGACACAGACGAAACUCGUCAGAGGUUAAAGGCAGCCGUGCAUUAUACAGUGAGUCGUAUUUGUCAGAACAACGGAGAAAGCCACCGGAGAGAGUUCAGCCGACAAGUCAUAGCAGCGAUAGCCGAGACGACUUUCAGACAAUGUGAUAUAUUUGCAAAGGAUCUGGAGGCUUUUGCAAGGCAUGCUAAACGGAGCACGGUGUCUGCAGAGGAUGUUAAACUUGUAGCCCGCCGCAGUACUGCCUUGACAAACUACAUACAAAAUAAAAGCGAAGAACUGGCCCAGGAGCAGCAAUUGAAAAAGAAGAGUACGGGGAAGAGGAAGAGCAAAGACACGGAGGACGACAGAGAAUAAGGACAGGACACAGGCAAACCUGCAGUGUCUCACUAUUGGCCGACAUUCAAAUAAACAUGAAUAUUGGUUCAAUACAUAGCAAGUAUCAGUUACGUGUCAUCAAGUCUCCUGGUUUUUAAGUGAAUUUCAAUUGGUCUACAGCAUAAGACUUUGUUUUUCUACUAUCCUUUGCCUUAUCCUCUAUGCCAGCCUAUGGGAAAUAACUCUAGUCUGCACCUGUUAAUACUAUGUCAAGUUGCUGUGCAGUUGGCACUGGUUUGACAAAUGAAAAUCGCUGAGUGUGAACUGAUUAACAUUAAAGUGACACUUUCUACAAAAA
This is a messenger RNA of Mugil cephalus (flathead mullet), 1490 nucleotides long. It is a transcript of the gene cenps, whose product is annotated as centromere protein S. Bases 809 to 1171 code for a protein of 120 amino acids. NCBI's taxonomy places the organism in Eukaryota, Metazoa, Chordata, Actinopteri, Mugiliformes, Mugilidae. The transcript has 5 exons. Gene Ontology annotation, cellular component: FANCM-MHF complex; Fanconi anaemia nuclear complex. The record is from RefSeq and is a predicted model, not a curated record. Gene Ontology annotation, molecular function: chromatin binding; protein heterodimerization activity. Gene Ontology annotation, biological process: replication fork processing; resolution of meiotic recombination intermediates.